CAAAGCGGGUUCAUCGGCUACAGGGAGCGAGCAGGGCCAUUUUGUGCCUUUCGGGCAGUGCGGGGAGACUGGGAGCUGAGGAAGGGGGGAGGGGGAAGAAGGCGGCCGCUGCUUUCCGCCGUCUCGUAGUGUUAACUCGAGUUUCAGUUGCAGCCCAAUACAUGACUAAAAAUGAUUGACUCAGUCAAAGUAAGAAGACAGUGCAGCUUGGAUUUUUACUCUCAUUAUGAGCACCUUUGUUCAGUUCAGGGCUGUGUCCCUCUACAAUCUGUAAAAGCUAGAAGGCUUCUUGGUGUUCUCGAUAUAAAUGCAGAUCGCAUCAAACCUCCUGACUGGGUACCUCUCUUGGAUGCUAUCAGGCACAACAAAACUUUGACUUCGAUUGCCAUAAGAAGCUUUCAUCAUCAGGGACAUAGAGACUCAGGUGCUGAAAAGCAGGGAGCAUAUAUUGUAAGAAGAAGAAUUCCAGCAAUUCGAUCCAAAGACUUUACUGGUCAACUAUGUAAAGCUAUUAAAAGUUGUCUGAUGAGAUCAAGUGCUCUAGUAAAUUUGGAACUACAGGGACUGCUUUUGAGGGAAAAAGACUUAAUAUUACUGACAAAAGGGUUGGCUAACACAUCAUCUCUAGAGAGACUGUCUUUAGCAGACUCACCAAUUGGUGAUGGAGGUUUGGAAAUGAUUUGUCAGAGUGUGAAGAAUUCAGCUUGCAUCAAAACUAUAGAUUUUACAGGGUGCAGUUUGACAUGGCGAGGAACCCAACACAUGGCCAACAUUUUAAAGCACCAGGCAUUGAAAAGACACAGUGAAGCUUGGGCUGAGAGCCUGCGCUAUAGGAGACCUGAUUUGGACUGCAUGGCUGGCUUAAGGCGCAUUACUCUCAACUGCAACUCACUUAUUGGUGACCGAGGUGCUAUUGUUUUAGCUGAAUGCCUUGGAGAAGACCUAUGGUUAAAAGCACUUGAUUUGCAGCAAUGUGGAAUUACCAAUGAGGGAGCUACAUCACUUUUGGAUAUAUUUGAGACCAACAAAACAAUUGUGGUUCUAGACAUCAGGAAAAAUCCAUUAAUAGAUCAUGCUGUAAUGAAGAAAAUAAUUGAAAAAGUUCUGAUGAAUGCAAAUGAAAGUAACAAGGAGUAUAAGUGGCUUCCAUCUCCACCCUCAAAAGACCUUAAAAAUAAACCUAAAAAAAGAACAGUUGUCUUAGGAAAUGGCAGAAAAGGAAAAGCUACUAUUCGUAUUGGAUUUGCAUCAAAAAAGCCCUUAAGCCCUAGUAAGACAAUGCUGUGUGAUCAAGACAGCUAUGUUCCAAAGCCCUUACCUCCAGGAGCACGUGGCUUCCUGCCUUGGCGUACUGCUGAACGUGCAAAACAGCACAGGGCUGCAUCUAGGAAGAAUAUUCAUGAAUUUCCAUUGCAAAUCCAGGCUGGCAUUCCAGUGAAAGUAACUGUAGAAAGUGUGUCUUCAUCUGAAACGGAGACAGAUGGUGCUGCAGAGGAUGUUAUAUGUGAAACUGAUGCCACAAAGUCACCAGAAAUAAAGUUAAAACAGUACCAUCAGUUACAGCUGGAACUAGAAAACACCCGCUUACGGAAUCUAAAUUGCUCUUUGUCAGAGGUCCUCCAUGCACAGUCAGUAGCCAGCACAAUUCUUGAAGAUGAAGGAGUUUUGGGUAGCAUUGAGAGUUCUUCAAAGUUUCAUGCUUUUUUAGAUCUUCUAAAAGACGCAGGACUUGGACAGCUUGCAGCAAUGGCUGGUAUAGCAUCGGAUUUUGGCUUAUUUGCCCAACCUCAAAUGACUUCUACUGUAGCUAAACCAGCAGUAACAGAAAGGGAGAAGUCAUUUGAAGAAGAAAGACAAGAACACAUGGAGAAUUUCAAAAAUGCUGGUUCAGCUGUUAUUCCUGAUCCCAUCUCCUUCCAGACUGAUUUAGCUCCAUUUCAAAUUGCAAAUAAUGUCCUAGCUGCUACAACAGAAGGACAAGAACUUCAGGGCAUUGGGCAGCCCAAGAAAGAUUAUGGCAAGACUUUGAAGGUAAAGUUGAAAGUUGGAGAAUGGAAGUAAAUGCAUCAAAAAUCAGCCAGGCAGCAUCUUCUGAGAAGAGCAGCCAACCUGUGGAACUGGAAGCCAGAGGCUCCUCUGUAAGGCAAGGAGUUGCUAGUUGGCAUUCAGUCUCUGAUCCCAGUGUAAAUAUGUAUAGUAGCAAAUUCAGCAAUCUUUCUAGUGAAAAUGGUAAAGUUUCCUCAAAA
Molecule: messenger RNA, 2246 nt
Organism: Lacerta agilis (Sand lizard)
Lineage: Eukaryota; Metazoa; Chordata; Lepidosauria; Squamata; Lacertidae
Gene: CEP78
Product: centrosomal protein 78
Cellular component (GO): centrosome
Molecular function (GO): protein binding
Source: RefSeq, a predicted model, not a curated record